Messenger RNA from Neopelma chrysocephalum (saffron-crested tyrant-manakin), 1343 nucleotides. It is a transcript of the gene BAK1, whose product is annotated as BCL2 antagonist/killer 1. Gene Ontology annotation, cellular component: mitochondrial outer membrane. The record is from RefSeq and is a predicted model, not a curated record. Gene Ontology annotation, molecular function: protein heterodimerization activity; protein homodimerization activity. The coding region runs from base 128 to 778 and encodes 216 amino acids. Gene Ontology annotation, biological process: intrinsic apoptotic signaling pathway in response to DNA damage; extrinsic apoptotic signaling pathway in absence of ligand; regulation of apoptotic process. Lineage: Eukaryota; Metazoa; Chordata; Aves; Passeriformes; Pipridae. The transcript has 6 exons.
UCCUUUCCCCGCGCCGCGCUCCGGGCGGGAGGCAGGAAGGGAGGCGGCGGGAUGGAGCGGCUCCCGGCCGGGAUGCGGUAGCGCCCCGGGACACGGUGACGCUGACAUUCCCCAGCAUCCCCCUGCCAUGGCCUCAGGGAAUGAGGGUGACCCACCGCGGGCCCGCGGGCGCCGGGGCAGCGACAGGCAGAGGCUGUGCCAGGAGCUCAACCCAGAAGCCCGCGUGGCAGCGGAGGCAGAGGAGGUGUUCCGGGGCUAUGCCCUGUACCGCUACCAGCAGGAGAGGGAGGAGAGAGGGGCGGAGGUGCCCCCGGACCCGGAGAUCGAGCAAAUCCAGCAGGACCUGGAGAGCACCGGCAGCGAGGUGGGGCAGCGCUUGGCCAUCAUCGGGGACGACAUUUACAGGCGCUACGACCCCGAGUUCCGCUCCAUGCUGGACACCCUGCAGCCCACGGCGGCCAACGCCUACGAGCACUUCACCAAGAUCGCCUCCAGCCUCUUCGAGAGCGGCAUCAACUGGGGCCGGGUGAUCGCCCUGCUGAGCUUCGGGUACCGCAUGGCCAUGCACGUGUUCCAGCACGGCCUCACCGGCUUCCUGCGCCGCAUCGCCCGCUACGUCGUGGAGUUCAUGGUGCAGCACAGGAUCGCCCGCUGGAUCGCCCAGCAGGGAGGAUGGGUGGCUGCACGGAACCUGGACAAUGUUUACAUGAAGUACAUGCUGGUGGUGGCCCUGCUCGUGCUGGGGCACUUGGUGGUACGACGCUUCCUCAGGCUCUGACGGGGCAGGGCUGGGGGGUCCAGCACUCUCUCAGUUCUCUGCUCUGUCUCCCAGGAGAGGGGGAUUCGAGGAGCCUCCGAGAGAGAGUGUGGCUGGACCCCCUCCCACCACAGGGCCUGGGGUCUCUGCAUCCCCUGGAGCCACGGAGUGAAGGAGGGGAUGGGGGGGCUCCUCUUUGUCGUCUUUUUGGUGCCUCAACAAGCUGCUGAGGAUGGGCCCGACUGUGCUGGGGCAUUGCUGGGACCCCCAGGUCCUCAGGAGGAGCAGAGGUGUGAUGGCAGUGCCUCUGUGUGUGUGUGUGUUUGUGUUUAGGGUCUCGUGCACCCCUGGGGCAGGUGCAGAGCCCCCCAUUGCUGACAGCCCCAGCCUGGACCCCCCCUGUGUCCGAGCCCUGGCUGCUACAGUUGUUGUCUGCAAGCCCAUGUGGGGCUGCUUCACCUCCCCUCUGCUCCUGAGCCCAGGACUUGAGCCUUCUCCAGCUUUUUAAGAGACACCCCGACCCCUUUUUAUAGGAACACUCCUCCUGCCCCUGCUCUGGCAGGAGUUCCCUGCCCCAGCCCUGGCC